AUGCUAUUUGGCAUUGAGGUCGACAACUUCUCAGACCCAAUGGUGGACUGCACCGAGAGCAAGAGCAGGUUCAGAGCAGAUCAACUGAUGUGGGCCAAGGUGGAGCUUGAGGAACGAUUUUGGUUGGGAAUUGGGGUUUCAAGAAUUGACACUGCCAUCGAGGAUGAUCGCAUCGUCGGCUAUGUGUCAAUGGCCAGCCACAAGCCGUUUUCUGCUUUGACUUGUUUCCGUUUUCCCUGUUUUCCCUUUCUCCAGGUUGAGGAUGGAAAUGUGGAGAAGGCCUUGGAGAAAGCAGCAAAGCGAUUGAAGAAGGAGCAGAUAGACCCGCAUUGCGAUCUGCUUGGUCUUGCUGUGUACGGCUGUGCUGUAUGCUCUCGCGCAAUCUGCGGCUUUGGCCCAAAAGACACGCAAUCUUGCGGGCCAUGGGGGUAA
Effrenium voratum is the source of this 432-nucleotide messenger RNA. NCBI's taxonomy places the organism in Eukaryota, Dinophyceae, Suessiales, Symbiodiniaceae. The record is from the annotation of a GenBank genome assembly.